Auanema sp. JU1783 is the source of this 1710-nucleotide messenger RNA. NCBI's taxonomy places the organism in Eukaryota, Metazoa, Nematoda, Chromadorea, Rhabditida, Rhabditidae. The record is from the annotation of a GenBank genome assembly.
AUGGCGCUUAACUUCGAUGAACCAGUUAAUACAACAAAUGCCACAACUUCUUCGCAGGAUGAAAUGAUUCUGGGAACAAUGGGGACAAUAGAAGUUGCGAUUCUCAUUUGUAUUCUUUGUGUAGGAGGCCCUCUAAACGUUUUAUCAUUCCAGAAAUCUCUUUUAGCCUUUCGGAAUCACAAAGCUAAAAGUCCAAUUCUACUUUUACGAAUAAACUUGAAUAUUGCUGACUUAAUAACCAUAUUAGUAUAUGUUCCACGUCAGAUCAUCUGGAUGUUAACGUAUCAGUGGCUAGGAGGGGAGUUGUUGUGUCGAUUGAACUCAUUCUUCUCAACAUUCUCUUUUUACUUAAUUUCUUUCAUUAUUUCAUGCAUAUCCAUAGACAGAGUAUAUGGAGCCUACAACAUAAGCUCCCUCACAGCUCACAGGCAGUCCUAUAGAAGAUGUCGGAGUCUUUUAACAGUAGCUUGGGUAUUAGCAUUUUUUCUCAGUAUUCCUCAAGUCAUCAUAUUUCGCACUAUAAAUCCAAUAGAAAGUUUUAGUCAAUGUGUGCCUCUGUGGACUGUCAUCAACUUUCACGCGCAUCCUGUUAUCCUAAACAAAAGUCUUCCUGAGCACGUACGUGAGGCAGCGAGCAGGGAAUUAAAACUAAUUCAACAAAUUGAACAUUUGUAUAAUGUGGCUCAUUUGUUUUUUGUCUUCUGGAUACCAUGUACCAUAAUCGUUGUUUGCUACUUGACUGUGCUAUUCAUCCUGCAGGGACAUAUCAGUGAAAAUAACUCCUGUACAUCUUGGAUUAAGAGCGGAAAAAUGCAUUCGAACAUAGAUUAUCCUGUGUCGGCCAGCUCAACAAUGCUUCCAGUUGAAGAAUCAUCAUGUGUUGUUAAGAUAAAAGAGGAAUGUUCAAUGGAUUCACGUUGUGGGAACAACAGUCACCAAUCGAGAUGCUCAAAUCGAUUAGGAGCUGUAGCUGUAACAACUAUCCACAAAGCCAAACAGCACGCCAAGAGACAAGCUGCGUGGAUAAUAUUGGCCUACUUGACAUUCUGGACUCCUUAUAACGUCUUAGCAGUUCUUUCUUUGCUCGACUUAGGUCAAAUACCAUUUCUGCUCAGUUUUUUGAAUUCUUUAAUAUGUGCAAACUCUAUCGUAAAUCCGAUAAUAUAUGACAAAACAAUUCUAGAGUUGAACACGAUGUGCAAAUAUACUUCUGGAGGUUGUCCCGUUACAAUCUCCGAAAUGAUGAUGGCUUACCGUUUGAUUAUAUUACUUGCUUUUAUCUCAACCACACUAGCUUUUCCACCUGGAAUAGAAAACAUUCCACCUCCACCAAGGGAGCUUCCACCAGGCUUUGCUGAAAUUCUUCCUUCCGAUGUUGUACAACAGCUUCAGCAAGUACAUGAAAGUGAUACGAUGAGUCCAUUGGAAAAACACGAGAAAAUUGAUCAAAUUCUUGUCAAUUUGCCAGAGGAUAUCGCUGAUCGUUUGCCAAAGCCCCCAGGCUUCGAAAGCCUACCUCAGAAUGUAAAAGAUCACUUGAAAGAUUUGCAUAGAGAUAAAAGUUUAACUUGGCGUAGUAGAAUGGAUAAAGUUCGUGAAUACUUGUCUAGCCAGCCAGAAGAAAUUCGAAGACUUCUUCCACCAAUGGGACCUCCUCCACCACCAGGCUUCGGACCAGCUCGUAUGCCAUCAUUUGAACGUCGUCAAUAA